This is a messenger RNA of Crotalus tigris (Tiger rattlesnake), 1589 nucleotides long. RefSeq names its product transmembrane protein 178B (gene TMEM178B). Gene Ontology annotation, cellular component: membrane. The transcript is spliced from 3 exons. The coding region runs from base 679 to 1215 and encodes 178 amino acids. The record is from RefSeq and is a predicted model, not a curated record. NCBI's taxonomy places the organism in Eukaryota, Metazoa, Chordata, Lepidosauria, Squamata, Viperidae.
UCCCCCCCACUUUCCUCCGGGCAUCCUGGCAAGCGAGCCACCAUUACCAACCAUUAUAGGGAUUCUUGCAAAAAUAAUAUUUCGGAUCGAAAAGAGAGAGAGAAGGGGGUGGGAACGGACGGUCACCUUUUCCACCGCAUCCUCUUCCAAGGACUGGAGCUAAACCAUUGGCUGCGUGGAGGUUUUAAAGGCCUUUCUUUAAUUUGUUGGUUGGACCUUGAUUUCCAAAACAUUGUGCCCCUGGAACGUGACGCUCCUUAAACGCCUGAGCAAAAAGAGAGACCCGUUGCUGGUCUGGUUGUUCCAAACGUGGAAAAGUGGAAGAAUUCACCAGUGGAUUGAUCCAAAUGCCCAGCCACAGAGAGGACACACUUCUUUACCACUUAUUCUUGGGCAUCUUGUUGAUUGAAGUGGAACCUUCACAAUUUCUGGCCUUUUCUUUGCCCCACCCUUGACAACACUCUUACUCCAGGAGUGAAUGAAUGCCCAAGGUUGUUUAUUUCUGGACAAAAGUGUUUCUUCCCCAUCCCCACCCCCUCAAAACUGUGGUUGAUGACUUUGUCUUCACUUCUGUGUAAUAACUGCUGAUAGCAGUUGGUGCCCUCUGAUACCCGCCCUGGAGCUGGGCUUUCUCUGUAAGUAAAGAUGCCCAUGGUGGUGUUUCUGUGAAGAUAAGGUAUGGCUGCUGGAAGAUUGCUACUUUAUGCUGGCCUUUCUUUAGCUUUGUGUGCUCUGGGCAUGCUAGCCGUGGCCAUCUGCUCUGACCACUGGUAUGAAACGGAUGCCAGGAAACAUCGGGAACGAUGCAAAACCUUCACCACGAGGCGGAAUGACCCUGGCUUCAUUUAUAAUUCUAACAAUAACCUGCCCCUCCGUGCCAGUAGGUCAAAGCUGGACCAUUGGGAAGGGAAACUUCUCUUGGCAAGAAACAAGAGGCAACUCUUUGCCAUGAGUGCCGUUGAUGAGUGCAACAGGCAAUAUAAUUCUACUAACAUGGGACUUUGGAGGAAGUGCCAUCGGCUGGGAUUUGACCAAGAUGUGGAGGAACUCAUUGCUAAAGGAGCCAUUGACCAAUGUUCAUACAUCAAGUACCACUACUCCUCAGCAACCAUUCCCAAGAAUCUAACCUACAACAUUACUAAGACCAUCCGUCAAGAUGAAUGGCAUGCUUUACGGUUCAGAAAUGUUCCUGCAAAUAGCAAGAUGUCUAAUUAAGAAGCUUUGAAGAAAAGAUGACAAAGCACCGGUUGCCAUAGAAAUGGAACUCGAUAGAUGCCCCAGAUAGCAGCCCCAGAUAGACAUACUGAAAGAUUCAUAGCUGUUCAUGGAAGCUAAUAAGAGUAAAUAAAUGGUAACAGGAAAGAGUGGGGUGAGGAGUGGAGGGAAUUUGCAAAAUAUUCCACAUGUUCUGGCCAGCAGUGAAAAAAAGGUAGACCUAGAUUACUGAAGACAUACUGUCAAGGGCUCUCUAACAUUUGAAGCUUGAGUGUUCACCCCUCAGAUGUCAUCGUGAUACAUCUAUCUAUCUAUCUAUCUAUCUAUCUAUCUAUCUAUCUAUCUAUCUAUCUAUCUAUCUAUCUAUCUAUCUA